UUUUUCCUCCUCCCUUCCUCCUCUCCUUGCUGCAGCGUCCUCCCUCCCUCCCAUCCUCCUCUCCUCCUUUCCCUCCUUCCUUCCUUCUUUCCUUCCUGGGCCGGGCAACGCAGGACAGCAGCGCCUUUCCCUCUUUCCCUGGGAGCGCGCCCGGCUCAGCCUCUUUCUCUCACCUUCCCUGCCCAAAAGAGAGAGAGUGAGAAAGAGAAGAGAAGGAGGAAAAGUCUCUCUCUCUUUCCUCCUUCCUUCCCCCCAAAAAAGAAGGGGGAAAAGGCGUCUUUCCUGCACAAAAAGGAGGGCGAAAACGCGCGCUCCUUCUGCAUGCGCGCCUGUGUUCUGCUUCUCUCUCUGCGCGCGCAAAGGGGAUUUACUCUUGCUUUUUUCCUAUAUAUUAUACAUAUAUAUAAUUAAUAAAGACAGCCCUGCAUAUAUAGAUUUUUUUUUUGGUUCCUGAGGAAGAGGAGGAGCAAAAGCAACAGCAGGAGGAACAGCAACAGCAGGAAAGGGGAGGAGGAGAAGAAACAUGGCGAAAACCGAGCAGGUCCUGAGCCUGGAGCCGCAGCAUGAGCUCAAAUUCAAAGGUCCCUUUACAGAUGUUGUCACUACAAACCUGAAACUUGGCAACCCUACAGACAGAAAUGUCUGUUUCAAAGUGAAGACCACAGCGCCACGCAGGUACUGUGUAAGGCCCAACAGUGGGAUUAUAGAUGCCGGAACGUCAAUUAAUGUCUCUGUGAUGCUACAGCCUUUUGACUAUGACCCUAAUGAGAAAAGUAAACACAAGUUCAUGGUUCAGUCGAUGUUUACACCCAAUGAUACUUCAGACAUGGAAGCAGUAUGGAAAGAAGCAAAACCAGAAGAACUCAUGGAUUCAAAACUUAGAUGUGUGUUUGAGCUGCCAGCAGAAAACGAUAAACCCCAUGAUGUAGAAAUAAAUAAAAUUAUAUCCACAGCUGCAACAAAGACAGAAUCUUCUGUAAUGUCAAAAUCAUUAAGUUCUUCUUUGGAUGACAGCGAAGUUAAGAAAGUAAUGGAAGAAUGUAAGAGGCUUCAGUUCGAGGUUCAGAGGUUACGAGAGGAGAAUAAACAGUUGAAGGAAGAAGAUGGGCUACGGAUGAGGAAGGCUCCCCAGACAAACCAUCCAACCUUUGCUUCGGCCGCGGCUGUGAAGGAGGAGGGCCUCAGCACUAGACUACUCGCGCUGGUGGUUUUGUUCUUUAUUGUUGGCGUAAUUAUAGGGAAAAUUGCCUUGUAGAGGCCGCAUGCUGAGGAUUGUAAAUUGGAUUGAUGGAUCUGCCAUAUCAUUGGAUUAAAUUUAUUCAUAACAAAAAAUGUUUUAAAAAAAUGUAUGACAUCUCACAGGUCUUGCCUUUUAAAUUUUUAUCCCCUGCACAAAUAUAACAUUAACAUUAACAUAAUCUUCUAGAAAAAAAAGUUUUACAAAAAAUGUUCAAGGAGCAAGCAGGAGAAGAGAGGGUGGUUAUCUUGAUUGUGAGCAAUGAGGAAGAAAUCAUGUAUUUAACACUAAUGGUGCAUUCUUUAGAAGGAAAAAAAGGUAAACAUUUCUGGGACUUUGGUACCUAUUAUUGGAAUUCUCUUCUUUGGAGGCAGAACAAUAUUCCUCCACUGUUAUUUUUAGAGGGUGGCUUGGGCGUACAAGGUAGAAAGCUCUCUAUAAAAUAGAUUAACCCAUCAUUCUUCUUCGUAAACGUCCGGUGAGUAUGACUCAGGUCUCAGAAUCUUAGCUGUGUGACUCUGACUCUCCCAACAGCUAUUGAUCUCUGUUGGAGCUUCAAGCAUGACCCUGCCUCUCUGGGCCCUGCACCAUAUGCAGGGACUGCGAACUACUCACAAUGGAAGAUUAGGAUUUUGGGGAUAAAAAGAGCAGGUUUGGUGCCCUGGAAAGGAAUCAAUGGCACCAGUGCUUCUAAGAAGAGCAGAUGGUGUUUCUGUGGUUGGUCCCAGCCAAUCCCUGUACAGAAUGGGUAUAACGAAAAGCUUCUGGUAGUUUUGGAGCUUCCUAGGAGUGGGGAGCCAGAGAAAUUGAAGGGAGAAAUCAGCUGCAUGCUUCCUUCCCUCUUGUCAAUGAAAUAGUGGGGGGAACCUAGUGGAUAGUGGUGGGUUGGAAACAUCAGGGUGCCUCUUUUCCAUAGCCCAGCUUGAUGCGCUUGUUGCAUUAGGGUGCUCCAAGUUGGACUGGAAAUGUGGGUUCAGUAUCGCCAGGCUUUGUAGGGGAAAGGAGCAUUGUAUCAGGUCAUCUUAAAUCGGUUAAAAUGGCUGACCUCUGCCCCAUCUGUUUUCCAGUCCAGAUGGCACUCUGUAAAUGGGGACCAUGUGCUUUUCCCACUUUAUCCCAUCACAUUAGUUUUUGCAACACCUUGUUCGUCCCAUCCUCCAAGAGACCCUUUCCUCUUUAGUACUUGCACCCACAGCAAAUUGUCACAGGCUUAGGCACACACCGCAGUUUGUGUGCUUUGUGUGCGUUCGUGUGUGUUCUAUGUAACAUUGUUUGCCCCUCUUCAUCCAUUGCAGUCUGCCAAAGCUUUUCCUGAUCAGGAAAUAAAGUCCUGUCAGAUGUGUCUGUCUCUAGUGGGACAGGACAAUUUCUCAGUAGCCCUGGUAGAGAGGGAGAAAAAUAAAUAAAUUUCUCUCUUCACCCAUCAUCUGUUUAGGGGUGCCUUUUGGGUGAAAUUGUGUACAGGAGAUAGCAUCUCUCAGAUUGCAGUUGCUCGUGGAAAAGAGACGAGAAUUUAGGGGUGCACGCUUGGAAGAACGUCUGGCAGCAUAGAGAUUUAUAUACAGGAGAGUAGGCUUAUACACCCAGUUUUGUGAUGUCUCAUAUUGUCUUCAGCUUAAUGGAUGAUCUGGAUGCUUUGAGCGUGAAGGAAUAUGCACAAACCGAACACAGCCCCACUGCAAGAUUGAAAGGUACCGCUUGGCAGUCACCUGUGUCUCAGGUUGAAUGGAAGGAGAGCUGAUGCUUUGCUCUUCUAAAAGGGGACCAACCUACCAUUGCUGUCGGUUCAUGUAGCUGAGUUAAGACUCACAUGCCCAUCCAUUUAAUGCAUAUUUAACUUAUUUAAUGUAUUUCAUCUCAGUGUUUUCUUUAUUGUCAUGGAAAAUUUGGCUACUGUUAUAAAUGGUUAAAGCGAAAAGAGUGGGGAAAAGCACCUGUUCAAAGUUUGAUGGAAAGAGCAUUUCUUUUUUCUUUUUCUUGCUGUAGUGGUGAUGGAUUCUUCUGCCUCCUGAUACUUUGGGCACCACAUAAUUCUCAGUUUUCAUCAUCUAAACAUUGGGGGAAACUGCAGUCAGGAAGCUGUUUUGUAUAUAAAAUAAGUCUAUGUAGGGGAAAAAUUAGUAGGAAUUAGUUCUAUGCUGUUAAAAAUAAAAUAAAAGACCAAUCCUGUUUGACUAUGUAGCAUCUUUAAAAUAAUCAAAUAAAUCUACCCCCAAAUUGA
Anolis sagrei ordinatus is the source of this 3458-nucleotide messenger RNA. It is a transcript of the gene VAPB, whose product is annotated as VAMP associated protein B and C. The record is from RefSeq and is a predicted model, not a curated record. Gene Ontology annotation, cellular component: endoplasmic reticulum membrane; plasma membrane. NCBI's taxonomy places the organism in Eukaryota, Metazoa, Chordata, Lepidosauria, Squamata, Anolidae. Gene Ontology annotation, biological process: endoplasmic reticulum membrane organization. Gene Ontology annotation, molecular function: FFAT motif binding.